UAAAUCAGUAUAAUGCUAUAAUUUUAGAAUCGCUCGGAUUUCUGAGUGAAAAAGAGUCAAAAUGGUUGUCUACAAUUUGGGUGUUACCCACUUUUUAAUCUUUGUCCAAGCUCUUCUUCUUACAAAGGCUGAAUUUAUACCUGUACAAAAAGCUCCCUUUCAGGUCCAAGUUGAAUUGAAAAGUGGCUCAACAUUCCUUGCCCAUGCUGCAAUAUUAAAUUGUAAAUGGGUUGUUACGGUAGCAAAUGCAGUUAAUGAUUUUAAACCGAAAGAUGUCCAAGUAAGAUCUGGUUCAGGACAGUUGGGCAUGCAUGGAGGGCUUCAUUCAGUGAGACAUAUCGUCGUCCAUGGCAAUUAUACCAAGAAAAACCAGUUCCUUAAUAACAUCGCUCUUAUUCAAAUAUUUUAUAAUUUCCGUUUGUCAAAAACGGUUUGCCCUAUCUUGCUUUCAGAAACUGUACCAAAGUCCUAUAGUGAAGGGCAGGUGUCGGGUUGGUGGGCGAAUAAACAAGGGGGACAACUCGAACUAUAUGAAUCCAUAAAUAUUGUACCAUUAGAUAAAUGCCUUCAACAGUACAAAGAGAAAAACGAAAUCAUCAACGUUGAUGCCCCAGUUUUAUGCAGUACUCCUGUAAAAGAGGUUCCCGUCAGUCUGGGUCUUUCGUUGAGUAUGAAUACGAACCUACAAGGCCUUUUGAUUAAACAAAUCCCCGGCCUUCCGUUUGUAUACACAGCUAUGGACCGAUACGUUUCGUGGGUCAAAGAUACACUUUCUAAGAUGACAUAUUACAAUUCUGGAAGCAACAAAGAACAAUGUGAAGGGUUUCACAGUAACUGUGUUUUACAACUGUUUCAUCGUUGAAAAACAAUUAGUUGAUUCAUGUAAUAGCUAAUUAUUUAACAAUUUAUUAUAUAGGAAUAUAUUUUUCUUUCCUUCUUGUACAAAGAGAAGGGGCAGCUUGUGACAAAGAGAAUUGUUUGUUAACUAAAAAAUCCUGAAAAUAGCGUAUAACAGGGUUGAUCAAAUGUAUAAUAUAUUGAUUAAAUUAGAAUAAAUAAUUAUUAUCAUGGGCGAA
This is a messenger RNA of Cimex lectularius (bed bug), 1076 nucleotides long. RefSeq names its product kallikrein-14-like. The record is from RefSeq and is a predicted model, not a curated record. The coding region runs from base 62 to 862 and encodes 266 amino acids. Gene Ontology annotation, biological process: proteolysis. Gene Ontology annotation, molecular function: serine-type endopeptidase activity. The transcript is spliced from 6 exons. NCBI's taxonomy places the organism in Eukaryota, Metazoa, Arthropoda, Insecta, Hemiptera, Cimicidae.